Messenger RNA from Tarenaya hassleriana, 2726 nucleotides. RefSeq names its product pentatricopeptide repeat-containing protein At5g64320, mitochondrial-like. Gene Ontology annotation, molecular function: protein binding. Bases 575 to 2584 code for a protein of 669 amino acids. NCBI's taxonomy places the organism in Eukaryota, Viridiplantae, Streptophyta, Magnoliopsida, Brassicales, Cleomaceae. The transcript has 3 exons. The record is from RefSeq and is a predicted model, not a curated record.
AACCCUCCCACAAGCACAUAUUUAUAUAUCCAAAGCUACAAGCCAUUUAGCUUCCUCCCCCCAUCACAGAUCAAAACCCAAAUACCGAAUAUAAGAUGGACUCCACAAAACUAAUCUAAAACAUCAGAUACACAUAUAAUCAGAGAGUCACUAUCAACCCCCCCACCCUAACAAUUCCUCCUCGGUGCUGUACAAAACCAUUCAAGACUCGGGUAUAUACAUACAUACUAUGAUUACUGAUUCAAGGGCUUUGUGGAACACCCCUCCUGCCUCGCCGAUUGCCUCCUCCCCCGCUGGUGUUAUUACCCUUCUCUCUGGAACAAAGUUGUGAUAUAGAAAGUGGAUUGGCUUCGGUUGAGUGUGCAACUGAAUACUGAUAGAUGGCUGGACAUAAAUAAAUGUAAAUCUGUUGAGGGGUCUUCAUAAUUACUCGAAGACUAUUCGCUUCGGACGAGAGAUUCCCUGAGGUUUUAUUUGCCGGACUAUUUGUUCUUCUCCUCCAGGAAGCUCAGAUUCCUUUAUUCUUAUCAAAGUUGAAUACUUUUGUUCUCUUCCCUUGAUAAAUCUGCGAUUAAUGCUUGCGAGACCAAAGUUUGUAUGGGAUGUGAGCAGAAGAUCAUGGCCUUUGCAUAGGAUAGAGUGCUACGCAAUUUUCAAAUCUGGAUUUUGCAGUUUUGAAGGAGACGAUGGCGUUUGCCCAGAAAACAGUGGAUCUGAUUCCGAGAACGAAUGGGAGAAGCUGCUUAAGCCAUUCGAUCUCGACUCUCUUAGGAGAUCGUUUCAUAAGAUCACGCCUUUUGAGCUCUGUAAGUUACUGGAGUUUCCUCUCGAUAUUUCUACAUCAAUGGAGUUGUUCGAGUGGACGGGUUCUCAGAAGGGUUACCGCCACUCCUUCGAUGUGUACUGCGUUCUUAUCGAUAAACUUGGAGCCGCUGGUGAGUUUAAGACUAUAGAUAGGUUGUUGAUGCAGAUGAAAGAAGAAGGGGUCGUUUUUCGAGAGUCCGUAUUCAUCUCCAUAAUGAGACACUACGGAAGAGCUGGUUUCCCAGGACACACUACGAGAGGCGUUUCUCCCACUGUUUUCACGUUUGCGGUGAUGAUGAAAGCUUUUUGUGCAAUCGGCGAAGUUGAUUCUGCUCUGUCACUCCUCAGAGACAUGCCCAAGCAUGGUUGUGCCCCAAAUUCCAUAAUCUAUCAGACUCUCAUUCAUUCUCUGUCGAAGGGCAAUAGAGUGAAUGAAGCGCUUAAACUUCUUGAGGAUAUGUUUGUAAUGGGCUGUAACCCUGACACUGAGACGUUUAAUGAUGUCAUCCAUGGUCUAUGUAAGCUUGAUCGGAUCCAUGAGGCAGAGAAAUUGGUUAACCGCAUGCGGGUCAAAGGAUUUACUCCCAAUAGUUUAACUUACGGCUUUUUGAUGAAUGGACUGUGUAAAACGGGCCGAGUUGAUGAUGCAAAGAUGCUUCUUUCCGGAAUUCCUGAACCAAAUGUUGUGCUCUUCAACACCUUGAUUCAUGGCUAUGUGACAAGCGGGAGGCUAGACAAAGCUAAAUCUGUUUUAUCAGAUAUGAAUGCUUCUCGUGGGUACGUUCCUGAUCUCGUCACAUAUAACACAUUGAUUCAGGGCUUUUGCAAGGAGGGUCGUGUGGGUUUAGCUCUCCAAGUGCUUCACGAAAUGAGGAACACCGGUUGUCGGCCGAGUGUUGUGUCUUAUACUACUCUUUUUAAUGGGUUGCACAAGUUGGGUCAGAUAGAGGAAGCCUACAAUAUUCUGGAUGAGAUGUCCACAGAGGGCCUGAGAUUGAACACCGCAGGUUUCAACUGUUUGAUAUCUGCCCGAUGCAAGGAGGGAAGAAUCCGCAUAGCCGAGGAGAUUUUGACUGAGAUGCGGAGUAAAGGGUGCAAACCCGACAUUUUUACAUUCAAUUCUCUUAUAUCUGGAUUAUGCAAGGAUGAAAACAUCGAAGAUGCCUUGCGCGUAUACAGGAAUAUGCUAUCAGAGGGUGUUGUUGCCAAUACCAUGACAUACAAUAUACUGAUCCGAGCAUAUCUCAGAAGAGGUGAAAUAAAAGAAGCUCAGAAGCUCGUGUAUGAGAUGAAUUUAAGGGGAUGCAUGCUGGAUGAUAUAACGUACAACAGUCUGAUAAAAGAAUUCUGCAGGGCGGGGGCUGUGAAUAAAGCGUGUGGCUUGUUUGAAGAGAUGAUGGGGAAGAAGCUGGUUCCGAGCAGCAUCACGUGUAACAUACUGAUAAACGGGUUGUGCCAAAGGGGGAAGAUAAAAGAGGCGGAAGAGGUUCUGAGGGAGAUGAUAAGGAGGGGGUUGACACCAGAUAUCACCACAUUUAACACAAUGAUAAAUGGAUUAUGCAGGGGAAGGAGGAUAAGAGAGGGUCUGAAAAUGUUUGAGCAACUCCAGGUUGAAGGGAGAAUGACACCAGACACUGUAACCUACAACACAUUGAUGAGUUGGCUGUGCAAAGAAAGUGAAGUUGAUGAAGCUUGUUCCCUUCUAAGCAGAGGUGUGGAGAAUGGUUUUAUUCCAAACCAUAUAACUUGGUCCAUAUUGCUCAGGUUUGUUCUUCUUUGAAGGAGUUAGGGUUCCUGGGAUCUAUACAACAUAUAUCAAUGGGAUGAGCUGCAUUUGUCUUUUGGGCUUGCUUGAAAUAUAUAAUAGACUUUGGAUCUGUAGGUUUUAGUUUUGUCCUCUUAAGCGCUUGUUAAGGGCCUCA